Molecule: messenger RNA, 689 nt
Organism: Cuscuta campestris
Lineage: Eukaryota; Viridiplantae; Streptophyta; Magnoliopsida; Solanales; Convolvulaceae
Source: the annotation of a GenBank genome assembly
AACUCUAUUUCUCUCUCUUACCUCAACCGAGGAUUCUUUUCUCACGUGGUGGUUAGAAGACAAAAAGAUUUGAAGACCGUUUGAAGAAAUCUAAAAGAAUGGAGAUAGCCCAAAGUCCAAGUGCCUAGAAGCCAGUGGGAGCUAUCGUUUUAUUUUUCUUUUAGGGGCCACAAUCAAUACACGUUUAUUUACUGCGUUUUGUGAAUGCAUGUUGAAUGGAUAAACUAAAAUUGGGGGUUUUAUCCUGAUUGUUCAAAAAAUAAAGAGUAAAAGUGAUUUUUUAAUGGAGCAUGCUACAUGCACCCCAAAAAUUUCUCAGACAUCGACGCCGCCCACGCCCGUGUUUGCUGCCGUGUCAAGCCAAAAUUACAACCCCAAUCUCCGCCGCCUCGAAUUUCCAGGGAAUGACCUCCACUGUUCCGGUGAUGGACUCGAGCAGAAGCAAUGCCGCCCUUCAGGCUUCUUCGACGGAGAGACGCCGGACGACGACGGUGACAGGGUUGAGACCAGCGACUUCUUCUGACGAGCUGUACCUAUUCCGGUGACUUCCUCUGGCGACCGUCAGGCAGCAGUGACGAGGACCUGGGUAACUCCUCGCUGCUCCAUUAGCUCCCGACAGUGGUAACGUUUGGGCUUCGGCAGCAACUGAUAGAAUCCGUGCAGCGGGUUGAACGAGCUGUAAAGUUGGA